Molecule: messenger RNA, 1278 nt
Organism: Bufo bufo (common toad)
Lineage: Eukaryota; Metazoa; Chordata; Amphibia; Anura; Bufonidae
Product: probable alpha-ketoglutarate-dependent hypophosphite dioxygenase
Exons: 6
Coding region: 158-949 (263 amino acids)
Source: RefSeq, a predicted model, not a curated record
CAAAAACUUAAAAAGCGAAAAAAAUAACCAGUUACUAAGAAUAGGAGCAUGGGCUGGGCACUCGCCAAACUUAGUAUAUAAGUCAGUGUGACAAACAGGCAGUUAUAUCAACAGCAUUCAGACAUUCUUAGUAUAAAGCCAUCCUAGUAACUACACAAUGAAGAUUGACACUAACAAGAUGAAGGACCUCUAUGACACCAAUGGCUAUCUGACAUCUAUUGAUGUAUUAGAUGAGAUGGAAUUGCACCAAGCCCAGAAGGAGCAUGCAAAGCUGGAAGAAAAGUUUGGUAAAGAGUACACUCAGUACAAUCUACACAAUAUCCACAUGCAGUAUGAGUGGGUGAUGAGACUAGCAACCCAUCCCAAUCUACUGGAAGCAAUCACAGCUGUCUUGGGUCCCAAUGUCAUUCUUCUGGACUCAAGAUUUAUCUGUAAAUAUCCCUCCUCUGAGGUUCCACACAAAGAAAACACUGCCCCUUAUGUUGCCUGGCAUCAGGAUAUCAAAUACUGGGGAUUUGAGGGAGGUCCAGUGGCUUCAGUAUGGCUGGCAUUUGAUGAUGUUGAUGCAGAAAAUGGAGUCCUACAAAUAAUUCCAGGGAGUCAUAAACAGGGUAUACUGGAGCACAGAAUUGCAGAGAAUCCCGGGAACAUGCUGACAGCAAACCAGGAGAUUCCAAAGCACUUGGUGAAUGAAGAAGAUUUGGUUGAGUGUCCACUGAAAGCUGGUCAAAUGUCUGUGCAUGAUGGUCUGACUGUUCAUGCCAGUGAACCCAACAUGUCUGACAGAAGAAGAUGUGGAUUUGUCAUCCGCUAUGUUCCUACCACAGCCUAUCCUAUUAAGGACCCAGAACGUCCUAGGACCUUUCCUGCAACUGUACUGGUGGCUGGAACAGAUGAAUAUAACCACUUUAAAGACAAUGCUCCUAAUUUCUUCACCAAGACAUUGUAAUUGUAAUUCUAUGUGCUGUACCAUAUUAUAUACUAGUACUGACAAUGUAUUCGUACAGCUUCAAUGUGAGGCUCAGGAAGCUGUACAAGAGUGAUUAAAUAAUGUACACUACAUUAGUUAUUUCAUAAGUAUCUUAUGUUAUUGAUGUUCUUCCAUGCACAUUCAGCAGUGUACAAUACAAAGUACUUUAUACUUACCUUCUCACUUACAAAAGUCCAUUAAAUUAUUUAAAGACUGAUUGAAACGCAAUAUACAGUAUUAGUGUAAAAUAUUGUGUUUUAAUAUUGUUACACUGCAUUCAUUAUCAUAUAAACUGCUUUAAAAUAAAC